Messenger RNA from Cephus cinctus (wheat stem sawfly), 2415 nucleotides. Its product is annotated as Bardet-Biedl syndrome 7 protein homolog. NCBI's taxonomy places the organism in Eukaryota, Metazoa, Arthropoda, Insecta, Hymenoptera, Cephidae. Bases 169 to 2340 code for a protein of 723 amino acids. The transcript has 10 exons. Gene Ontology annotation, cellular component: BBSome; membrane; axoneme. Gene Ontology annotation, biological process: cilium assembly; intracellular transport; intracellular protein localization. The record is from RefSeq and is a predicted model, not a curated record.
ACGUUAGCAGAAUUAUGUCCAUACAGUACCUAGUUGGAAAUUUUACGUUCUUUCAGGAUUCAUUAGGAACUCUAACUUUUCAAGAUUGUUUGAUCUUUAGAUAUCUCGACAAGAUUGUAACGGUGGACCAAUUUUUCUACAUACAAUUUCAAUUUUCUACAUACAAUAAUGACUCUAGUCUUGACUAGAAUUGAUUAUGCUACUGUGGGAGCUACAUCUCCAGGAACAACAAAAAUCUUACCUGAGGAAUCAAAGCAAACACAAAGAUUUGCUGUUGCCGACCAUGAUGGUGUUCUGCAUGUCUAUGGUACAAAGAAAGGAGAAUUACAACUGUUGUUUAAGUCUUUGCCAGGACCCAAGAUAUCACGUCUGGUUCUUGGAGGAACUCUGGGCACACCAAAAGAUAAAAUAUUUAUUGCAUAUGCCAAUUCCGUAAAGGGAUUCACAAAAAAGGGAAAACUCUUUUUAGAGUUUGACACCAGCCUUAUAGAACCGAUAUCUACCAUGUAUGUUCUUGGAGCAGAUUUAGCAGCCUGUGCCAGAGACCUAUAUCACAGAUAUCGUGAUUGUAAAGAUGCUGACUCUUAUCUGGCUGGAGAAAUUUUAUUGGAUGUUAUUCUUUUACCUGGUGAAGGCUCAAGUGUACAUGCUAUCCUGGCAUGUGGAGAUUGUGCUGUCCGUGUCCUUCAUGGUACCAAAAAUCCUACUGUACUAAGAUUGCCUACUGUUCCCAGUGUACUUUCACCUUACAGAGAGGGUGAUAUAGAUGCAACAGACCGAGUUAUACUGGGGACUGUUGAUGGUAGAGUUGGAUUAUUGAUACUACAAAAGGAUAAGACUUUAAGAGUAACCUGGUUAAUAGCAUCCAUAGGAUCAGAGGUCACUUCUCUCGAUACUUAUGAACUUCGGGAUGGAUUGGACAUUCUAAUUGGUAGACAGAAUGGUAUUGUGGAAGUUUACACAUUCCCAGACGAUGAGGAUAUGACACCAAGCCUACGGUAUCGACACAACACUGGUGAGAGUAUCAGUACUGUCUGUGGAGGAAUAGUAGGUGCUUCAGGAUAUCCUGAGGUUCUUGUCACUACGUAUUCAGGUCGAAUAUUUGGCCUUACCACAAGACCACCAGGUGCACUUGAAGCAGAACAGAACGAUACUGGUCUCUCUAAAUUAAAAGCUGAAAUACAACAGUUGGAAGGGAAACUUGCUGAGGAUAGAGAUGCUGCUAAUUUUACAGCUGAUCCAUUGGCACCUCUGAUACUUUCUGUAAAUCAUAGAUUGGUCCUGAAUAGAGACGAUGCGUCUUAUUCUCUCUCUGUAGAAUUGGAUACAGCGAUUGACAAUAUUCUUAUACAAUCCGAUACUCCAAUAGAAUUAUUAGAUGUAGAGAGUAACAGUGCUGUAACCAGUUUAUCUACUUGUGAUCCGAAGGAAGGAAAUUUCGUUUUGGCUACUUAUCGCUGUCAGGCGAAUACAAAUCGUUUAGAAUUAAGACUGAGGACUAUCGAGGGUCAGCCAGGAACUUUGCAAGUCUAUGUAAUGUCUCAGAUUCAGCCAAAAUGCUGCCGCAAAAUAGAAAUUCCUAUUUGUGCAUUAUCGUUACAUACAAGAAUACAUGAAGAUGAUAAGUCAAGUAUAUCAUCUGGACCAUUUAAUGAAUUGAGACUAAAUGGUGGCUUUACAGUUGCUGAGAUGCACGCUUGGCUCUCACUGGUUUUGCCAGACGUACCUGAGAGACCACAAUUACAAGAUGGUGAAGCCAAUUUAAUAUUAAAAUCUUCCUUUGUAGGCACAAUUCUUAAAUGCAAGUACAAAAAGGGUAGCGCAACUUUCCUUGGUGAAAAUGUAUCUACUAUUAUAAUCUUACGAGAUGUCCUCACGAAGGAAGCAACUAAGAGGAAGAUAAAGCUUGAAGUUUUCUGUGAUGUCGUGGAAGUAAGUAUAUCCAGGGUAUUGGAGCUGAUUCUACCGAGGUUGGAAACGGCUCACAAGUUGAGAAAACAGAUAAAUAUUUUAAACGCCCUCCAAGAGUGGGAACUCAAAACAAAUCCCAAAGAGAAUCUGUGCACUGAGUACCAGGAACUCCUGACGAUCGAAUCCACCGUCAGGAAUCAGAUGGCUAAGGAUCCUGAAAUAUUACAAAGAUUGCAUGCAGUAGUAACGGAUCUAUACGUCGAUUGGGAACGUGCAAAAGGUGGUCGUCGUAUCAGCAGUCAAUUGGCUACUGAAAAAUUGAGUUCCGCCCUGGAUUCUCGAGAUCUGACACUUCUUUUGCAAGUGUUUGUUGCGAGAAAAAGUUUAAAUCUUCCUGGACCAAGUACCGCGACAAAAUUAGACGAAUAAAUAAAAGCAGGAUGAAAAACGAGAUAUAAUUUAAGAAAAAUAUCCGGCCGUCGAUGUUUGUAUAAACGUAUUCAU